Molecule: messenger RNA, 1103 nt
Organism: Physella acuta
Lineage: Eukaryota; Metazoa; Mollusca; Gastropoda; Physidae
Product: fibulin-1
Molecular function (GO): calcium ion binding
Source: RefSeq, a predicted model, not a curated record
CGACGAAUGUGCAAAUCCAAGCACAAACCCUUGUCAGCAGAACUGUGUCAAUACAGCAGGAAGUUACUCGUGUUCAUGCAACGAUGGCUACAUUAUCAACAGCACUAACCCCAAUAUGUGUGAAGACAUCGACGAAUGUGCAGAUCCAAGCACGAACACUUGUCAACAGAACUGUGUCAACACAGCAGGAAGUUACUCGUGUUCAUGCAACGCUGGAUACAUCAUCAGUAGCACUAACCUCGAUAUGUGCGAUGACAUCGACGAAUGUGCAAGUCCAAGCAUAAACACUUGUCAACAGAACUGUGUCAACACAGCAGGAAGUUACUCGUGUUCAUGCAACGCUGGCUACAUCGUCAGCAGCACUAACGCCAAUAUGUGUGAAGACAUCAAUGAAUGCACUGUUGGGAAUCCAUGUGAGCAAAUAUGUACCAACACUGAAGGAAGUUUCUCAUGUUCAUGCUAUCCUAGGUUCUAUAUUAAUAGCACGCACCCCAACAAGUGUGAAACUACGUGUAGUGCUUAUUGGGAAAGCUCAGAAAUUUACUAUCAGGCCUCAACACGAAAGGAAUGUUUUGAGUCGUGUGUAAGCCAGCCGUUAUGCUUAUCAUUCGAAUAUCAAAUAGGCGGCGACUGCAUCGUUUAUCCAGUGGCGGGUAGUGCAGUUGACACUAAUAUUAAUGUAAAUUCUAUAGAUUACAUCAAAUGCAGUAAUACAAGCUCCCAAUGUGCCACCUUUGGCAGAAUGGAAAUGCAAUCAACAAAUUAUUACACUGUAAAUGAAUGUUUCACAGCUUGUGUGGCGGAUCCGUUUUGUUUCCUAUUCAUGCUUUAUCUAAGCGGGCCAUGUACUAUAUUCAGAAUGGCAGAUCCUGUCAGCAUGGACGUAGAGGAAACGUCAACCACUUUUGUUUCCUGCGAUGUAUUGUAAAUGGUUUUGUUAUUUGGUUCGUUCUCCAAAUAAUAAAAUAUGGAAAGUUUUUGUUAAUUGGUUCGUUCUCCAAAUAAUAAAAUAUGGAAAGUUUUUUUUAAAUUGGUUCGUUCUCCAAAUAAUAAAAUAUGGAAUGUUUUUGUUAAUUGCUUCGGUCUCCAAAUAAUAAAAUAUG